Molecule: messenger RNA, 1330 nt
Organism: Populus trichocarpa (black cottonwood)
Lineage: Eukaryota; Viridiplantae; Streptophyta; Magnoliopsida; Malpighiales; Salicaceae
Exons: 1
Coding region: 173-991 (272 amino acids)
Source: RefSeq, a predicted model, not a curated record
CGGUCAUGAUCUUUCCUUGGGUACUCGGCAAAACCUCACCUCUCCUUGUCAAGCCUGGCCGGCAUGUAAAUGCUGGCAGUACUAUUAAUUAUAGCUAUAGCUAACAGCCCAACUCUUGCCAAUGAAAGAUCUGUCCUAAUUCUUCCUCCUUAAGAACUAUCUAGGAGCCAAGAUGAAGAGAGGGAUUCGGAAUUUUUGUAACGGUGAUGCCUCAACUUCUACACUCGAUCAACACAAUAAGGCCAAUUAUACCGCCGAUGAUCACCAUUGCUUUGUCACCUCUCCUUACACCCACAUGAAUCAUGCAGAUACAGCGCAACAAGGCUCACCAACUCUGGAGCAGAUGAUAUUGCAGUUAGAGUUAGAAGAGGAGUUUGCAAGAAAAGCUAAGCUCAACAACUAUGUUGAUGUCGGUUUGCGGGCUGGUAGAAUGUCAUGUGUUAACAAUUCUGAUAUCUUGCGGUCUGCGAGGAACGCAUUGAGUCAAUAUCCUCGCUUCUCUCUCGAUGGAAAGGAUGCCAUGUAUCGGUCUUCUUUCCGGAACUUGGAUUCUGUUAGUAAGGCAGCAGCUGGCAGGAAAUCAGUCUGCUGUGAUCAUGGACUGAGAGAACGAAUGAAUAGAAACAAUCUUGGUGCCAAGUUUGAGAGGAAGUUGAGUUUGCCACCAACUUUGGCUGGGGAAAGAGUGGUAUGGUGCAAACCAGGAGUGGUAGCAAAGUUGAUGGGUCUCGAGGCAAUGCCAGUGCCAAUCAACAGCGGAGAAGAUAAAGAGACGUUAGCUUCCAUCAUAAAGAGGCAAAAUCUUAGGAGAAGAGCUGAAAGACAUGAAAUAGAAAGAAGACUGGCCGGAGAUGUGAGCGCUUUCGAUGGAAUCAAGAGAGGGAGAUCAUCUAUGCCUUCCUGCUCAAAGCCUGGAUAUUGUGUGACGAAACCGGUUGCAGUAGAGCCUGCUAACGACGGAGGAGGUUGGCCAACCCGGCGAAAUCGUUAGAUGCUAAUUAAUCAAUCCAUCUGUAGCCAGCUGGGAACAGUCAUCAAACUGUGGCUGCAUUUUGUUACCUUUGAUCAAUCCUACGUGUGGAAACACUGCCACAUUGUACCAAGUGUUGCCAGAAACGGAAAUCUCACUCGAUCUGAAUUGCAAGUUUCACAAGUGAUUUAUUAGUCUAUUAGCAUAAUUGGGAAUUCCCAAUAGCAUUUUAGGAAUUCUUAUAUCGUGUUACAGGAGAAGAAAAGAAUUGUCAUCCAGUAUGAAAUGAGUUGCGUUGUAAGGAAACAGGUAUUAAAAAUGCCCCAGGUGAGGUAUAAAGACAGAGCCUCUUCCUAGCUA